Messenger RNA from Nylanderia fulva, 7216 nucleotides. Its product is annotated as neural cell adhesion molecule 2. The record is from RefSeq and is a predicted model, not a curated record. Gene Ontology annotation, molecular function: protein binding. NCBI's taxonomy places the organism in Eukaryota, Metazoa, Arthropoda, Insecta, Hymenoptera, Formicidae.
CCAGCGGAGGCCGCAGCAGGUGAGCGGCGAUGUGCGGCGGCCGCACACGGUUCGGCCCCCGAUACAGUCGUGGAGGGAGUGCGAAAUCACGCUGACGCUGUGAGUGGCGCGCAUCACGUCGUCGUGCUUGAAGCCGCUCGAACGUGCCGAUCGAACGUGUCAACGAGGACGCGAGUGAACAUCGGGUAAAUUAAAAAAAAGAACCACGAAAGAAAAGUUGUUAUAAGAAGUUGUUAGAAGAAGGUGAGAGUUGCCCUAAAGAUCUUCCAAGGGGGUUGAAGAAAAAAAAAAGAAUCGAUAGUGCGAAAAGAAACUUGGAUAGCGUGAAAAAAAUAGAACAAACAAAUGAAGAAAUCAGUGCGGAGGUAAGAGAGGCGAAGUGAAAAAGUAUGGGUUAAUAGAAGAAGAAAGAGGAUUAAAAACGUGUUCGAGAGAAAGAGAACAAGUGAUAACGCGCGUAAAUCUUUGAAUAUAUUGCGAACAGAUCGACGAUGUGAUCCGGAGAACUGCUACGCGACUUGCCGAACGUACGAUCGAUCAAGGAUCUUCAGGAACCGGAGAGCUUCUGAAAAAUAAUCCAGUGGUCCAGCGCAGCCUCCUCCGGCGCCGUAUGCUUCUCGCGCGUCGCGGACUCGCCGUAUCCGAUCAGUGCUCGCGCGCGAUCCGUCCGAACAACUCCCGGUUCAUCUCUCUCCUUCUCUCUCGUCAUCUCCCGGAAAUUCGUCGCGGACGAGGAGGAUGCACGGAUAUCGCGUGCGGGAUAAUUCGCGACGUCCGACUUCCGGACUUGAUUAGACAUCUCUGAAGAGAGAUCCGUUGGAUCAGUGUGUCGUUUUUCGGAACAGUGCGGGUGGAUGUACACCGACGACGCACCUUGGUGAUCGGAGUUGCUAUGAUCGUGCCGCGUCACGUGGAACGAUCAUGAUUUACUUUAGGCCGCACGACGGGAGGAGUCUACGGUACAACGUGAACGCGAGACACUUGAACGUGCUCGUCGUACCACUCUUUCCGCUCUGGAUUAUCGGCGCAUUCUGCGUGAAGGACAUACCCAUAUCACACAUCGUGGCACUAGUCGGAGAUUCCGCCUAUCUUCCCUGCGACAUAUCAACCACUCACGAGGGAGACUCUGUGCAUCUUGUGCUCUGGUAUCGCGAGGAUCUCGGUACAUCAGUUUACAGCAUCGAUGCUAGAAACCGAGAAUUCGGCAUCGCCGAAAGAUGGUCGGACGAUACUGUGUUCUCGCAUCGUGCGUACUUCAUGUUGGACAAAAAACCAGCGCAAUUGGGCAUCGAAAACACCAGGGAGGAAGACGCCGGUAUCUACAGAUGCCGUGUCGAUUUUCAAAUCGGCCAGACGAGAAACUCCAAAGUCAAUUUAACAGUAAUCGUGCCGCCGCACGUGAUCGCGAUCGCCGACGAGAACGGAGCCACGAGGUCCUCGACGGUCGGGCCGUAUUUGGAGGGCGACAAUCUACGACUCUCCUGCGACGUCCAUGGCGGUAAGCCGGCCCCGACGGUGUCCUGGUAUCGCAACGACAAAUUCGUCAGCAACCGGACUACGGCACUGCGCAACGGGGUGACACGCAGCGAGAUCGUUAUACAAAAUUUGAACCGGGACGACGUCCACACGGUGCUGACUUGCAACGCCACGAAUAACAAUAGGUCGAUCCCGCUGUCGUCGUCGGUUCGCGUGGACAUGAAUUUCAGCCCGCUGGAAGUGAAGAUAACUGGUGCGAACCAGCCGCUGUCGGCGGGUAAGAAGUACGAUUUGGUCUGCACAACUUCCGGUUCCAGGCCACCGGCCGGCAUCACCUGGUGGAGAAAUGGUCAGCGUUUAGUGAAUUCCAAGGAGAAUACUUCCGCCGAUGGGAACACGACCACCAGCGUUUUAUCUUUCAUGGCGACGAAAGCAGACGCCGGUAGACACUUGUCGUGUCAAGCUGAAAAUCGAAUCAUGGGAACCGCGCCGAUAGAGGACGGCUGGAUACUCCAGAUACAAUACACUCCGGAGACGCAGAUCCAGCUCGGCACAUCGCUGAAUCCCAACGCCAUACGCGAGGGCACGGACGUAUAUUUCGACUGCCUUAUACAGGCCGAACCGGUGGUUUAUAAGGUGGAAUGGCGGCAUCAGAGCAAGGCACUCCAUCACAACAUCACUCAGGGUAUUAUAAUCAGCAACCAGAGCUUGGUGCUGCAGGGGGUCGAUCGCAAAAGCGCCGGCAAUUACACGUGCGUAGGAUAUAAUACCGAGGGCGACGGCGAGAGCUCGCCCUUUUAUCUCAACGUCAUGUUCGCUCCCACGUGCAAGCCGAAUCAGACCAAGGUCCAUGGCGUGGCGAAACAGGAGAAGGCGAAUAUAUCCUGUCAAGUGGAUGCAAAUCCGCCGGAAGUGCAAUUCAAAUGGACCUUCAAUAACUCCGCCGAGAGUAUCGACGUUUCGGCCGGUCACAUCGCGCGAGCCGGCACAUCUUCCAUCGUCUCAUACACACCAAUGACAGAACUAGAUUACGGCACGCUACUUUGUUGGGCCAGCAAUCACAUCGGCCAACAACAAGUACCCUGCGUCUAUCACAUUAUUCCAGCCGGCCGGCCGGACAUGGUCCACAACUGCACGACCUCGAACACAUCGACCAAUUCAUUCUCCGUGCGAUGCGCAGAGGGCUUCAACGGCGGUCUGCCGCAAUCCUUCCUGCUGGAGGUGCGCGAGAGCAAUAGCCAGGAAUUGCGUGCCAAUCUGACGUCGCAGACGCCGCGUUUCAGCGUCAGUCACCUGGAAGCGGGUGCCCUUUAUCAAGCCUGCAUUUAUGCCUACAACGACAAAGGCCGUAGCGAGGCGAUGGUGGUGCAGGCCGGCACUCUGAGGCUACCGGAGAAACAAUUGACAUCUGAAUCGGAACGACCAAGGCAGAACAUUCGGCUGACCCCGAUGUUGAGCGUGAUGAUUGGCGUGGUGACGGCCCUCAUCAUCGUUGCGGUCAUCGUAAUGAUCGUCUUACGGGUCCAGCAUACGCACGUGGAGGAGCAAAACAAAUCGCAGAUGGAGGAUCACGCGAAACAGACUAAGGCCGUCCCUAUACAAAGGGAGCUACGAUUCCGAGAGGGAUGCAGUCUGCUCGCGGAUGAGAAGCAUCCCAGUAGUCCGUUCAGGAAGCUCGACACCAGCGGUGACCUCAGCGAGAGCGAUGAGAAGAAUCCGGAUAUCAUUCCGCAGCAAAUCACUGGCGACGAACCAUCAGAAUAUUUGAGGAAGAGACGUCUGGUAUCAACUAUCGAGACGUCGCCAUCGAGGAGUCUUUUGGAACACUCGACGGUGACUUCCAUCAGCGGCCACAGCAGUUACGUCGGUUACUGCACGAUCCGCAAUGGCAUGCCGCUCCACGAGUUCUCAAACUUGUCGACGAAGCACAAAAGCUUUCAGCCGCUGGUGGGUGACGUCUACGAGAGCGGUGUUUGCACCCUGCCGAGACAACACUGGCCCAGUCAGAGCGUACAAUCGAUGUCGAUGACGAUGAGUCCUCCGAUGCUGUACGCCGGUCUGGGUGUCGUCACCAGGACCUGCCCGAGCGGCAAUGCGCUCCUAACGAAGGAUUGUGAGACGCGGAUGCUCGGUCAGUGCUGUCCAUCGGCCCAGUCGCAAAAGGACGCGACGAUAGGCACGCCAGUAGUAAUGGCCAAGAGGGAGAGCUCCGUGUGACCCUACACCCACCACGGGGCCUGCACCUGCAGCGUGAGCGAAUUGCUGUGAAUCGCGCGUUGUUUGUCAAUAAUGAGAUAGCUGUGAGUCCCGAACGACACAAGAACAUCUGAAGAAUGUUUAUAGUAUGUCUUUAGAAUAUCUUGUAAGAUUAAAACGUCUUUGAAGGACUAAGAAAGAAUGAUUCUUAGACUCCUAAAGAAGCGUUUGAGACAAUUAAGAUGUCUAUUAUUAUCUAGAGCCGAAAAUUAAGUCUGAAAAAGAUCUUUGGAAGAUUCAUAAAGAAUGUCCUUUAAAAUGGGACUUUUUCAAACGCUUGUGCUGUUCGGGACACUUCGGGUGUGCGAGCCGGUUCGAGUUCGACGGGUUUACGUUUCCAUUCCGACAAAGUGUCACGAAUUUGCGCCUCUCUGUUGAAUCAAGUGCCCUUUUUAAACCGAAGAAUGACGAACCGGCAGCUCUGCCGGCUUUUCUCAUCUCGUGCGUAGCUUCGUGACCGAGCCCCGGUGGAACCUCGACGAGCUUCUGCGGUGUGGUAGAGUGAGUUUACAAUGUGUACACGUGCGAGCGAGAGAGAAAAGUUCGCCGUGCACACACUCUUGUAUAUAUACCUCGAAACGCGGAAGAUAUUUUGUACGAGUCGCGUAUAUUAAUGGUUCAUUCCCACUUUUACUAUGAACACAACAUUGUACAAUUUGUCUAGUCGAUGUAAGUAUAAAUAUGUAUAUGCGUUAAGUCGUCGUGGAGGCGCUAGACCAGAAUAACGUACACUGAGAGGGAUGAACAUCAUUAUGUCGUCGCGUAAUUAUUUAUGACGUUGACAAUACGGAAAUAGAGAAUCGGAAGGAGUUGUCAGAGACAUAUCGUUUGUAUCUCCACCGGUGGGAAUCGAGUCGGGUGAAAUGAUAUGAAUGUACGAAAAUCAGUAGCGGAGCGACAAGACGAAAAGAGAAAAAUGAAUGGAUGAAUAUCCCCAUCGCGCGGUUUCGUCUCAGUUUGCAAUAUUCUGGAUUCCACCGUAAGAUCAAGUAUCUCUUGUACAAUGUAUAAAGUAAACGACUUCCUUCGAAGUAAAUGUAUUGAGUAUGAUGAACGUUGUUUUUCAAAGUCUUGAAUCUUAUUCUAUAGAAAGAGAAACGCCUUCUGGAUUAUACGAAGGCGUUCUUCUGUAACAUGUGGUACGUAAUCGCGAUAGCACUUCUAACUUACUGCCUGUUUCGACGCUUGUGAAUCUUGUUGGUACUUCGUUCGGCAGAGGUUACCGCUCUUAGCCUCUUUGUAUUAUAUAGCUUUAAAAAAAGAAGAAAAAAAGGUCGCCAAAAAGGGGGCCUCGUCAUAUCCUCCGUACAGGGAUACUCUCGUCGUCGAUUGAAGUGGCUCAAGGCGCAUUCCGCCACCAAUCCGCGAAAGAUAAAACGAUGAAAAUUGUAUCUUAAUAUCGAGAGCAGUCGACUGCUGGACGGUGCGUUUAAUAAGCUAUUUUACGCGAGACGUGUGCGCGUAGAAGAAUCUCCUUUUUGCGAGAAGUGAUAACCCGUAUUUUGCUUCGAUCUAUACAGAUUGAUUUUUGCGUACAGGUUUACGCUUCCUCGAUUGAUGCGACGAUCCUGCUGCGACUGCAAGGAUUCACGUGAGGAAUAGAAUGUAUUUUAUUCGAUAUGGCUGUGUGCGUAAUGUGAGAGAGAAAGAAUGAAAAAAUCUUUCUAAUAAUCUUUUGAUGUUCACUAUAUUUAAAUAAGAUCGAUGCUAGUAUAUAUGUAUAUCGUUCUAGAAUUCGACAAUGUAAUCUAAUGUAAAAUUGAUCUAUCGACGGGAUGAUUGCUAUAUUGCAUAUUUUUUUCUGGCAUUAUAGCGUAAGGCAUUCCAGAAAAAUAGGGGAAAAAUUUUUAGAUAAAAUUGUUCUUAAUUACAUUUCGAGAGUGCAAAAAUUUAUUUUUUAUUAUGUUGAAAAAUUAUUCUUUAUUCUGUAAUUUUUUUUGUAAUUUCAAUUAUUCAAUAUUAAAUCACUUUGUCUCUCUGUUCGUAAAAUUAGCUUUCACAUUUUUAUUACAAUUCAAUUUUGAUGCAGCAAUAUUACAAAUGAAGUCAAAGUUGAAGUAGCUUUGUAUUUGUCUAUCAGAUCGAAACUUUACAACAAUUGACCAUAAAUGGAAUGUAGGUUGUGACUAUUUGCAGUCGCGUCGUCGUGUUGCAGUCUAUUGUAUGUGCAUACAAAUAACUAUGCAAAAGAGAAGGUCCUACAUGAAUUAAGCAUAUGCAUUCAUUUGCUUUUCCAAAGGAACGGACGAUAAUCGGAGAUACUUUAAAUUAUUUGAUUGUAAGAAAAAUAAUGCUUUCGAGAAAAUUAUAAGGUCUCGAGAAGUUCGAAGUGAAUGUUGUUUUCUCGAUCACUUAGACGUUACGUUACGUCAUUUCCGAGAGAUCAUUGAAAGUGAGACAAAUCGUUGAUUACUAUUAUUAUUAUUAUUAUAUUAUUAUUAUUGCCAUUAAUGGAAUUGAUGUCGGAAUAUUGAAUGUACAUUAUCGAAGAGAAUUUUAGUAAUCGUUGAAACGCGCAGCCCACAUUACACAUUCACCCCUGUUCCCUCGCUCCCUCUCCCUCUCCCUUGUUAUAACUUUUGCACACAUAAUAAUUGUAAUCGUAUGCAGUAAAAAAAAGCGCUGCAACAAAGAGAGUUUAUGAUGAGAGAAAAAAAGUCACGAAAACGAAUCGUACAAUAAAACCUGGAUUCAACUGCCAAAGUUUCUACUCUUUAUUCGUGUGUGUCUGUGUGUGCGUGCGUGUGUGUAAUCAGUAUACUAUAAUAGCACCGCACUAUAUUAUAAAAUCAUGUGAACUUUAUAAUAUUAGUAGCAAUUUUUUUCUAACAGAAGAUAUAACAUAUAUCUUUCAAAGUAUUCAUUAAUUUAAUUUAAUUAUAUUUCACGUAGAAAAAAAAUAAUUUAUCAUUAUUUCUCACACCUUGUUGACUUUCAGAGCACGUUUAUUUUUCGCUGUUCAGAUGAUAUGAAAUCUUUCGAUGACCAUGUUCGUCGAACACGUCGCGUGGCAUGAUAUCGCAAGGCGGUGGCCAUACAUUAUUAUCUGUAAAAUGAUCAAACGACAUUUGUCAGACAGCACUGAAAGAUGCAGAUGCACGUCGAGAUAUCUCUCGAUCACACAUAAAUCACGAAGAUAAUUUUAACGAUAGUUUGUCUGACGCGUGCCGCUCGCCCUCGGCCUCAUUUCCGCGUGUGUGUAACUAAAAUAUCGAUUGAAAAUAAAAAAAUACAAGGGAAUAUCGUUUUCUUUAGAAUAAGAAUGCGUUGCAUACAUGCACGUUACAUUAACUGCUUGUAUGUCAUAAUAACGAGACCGGAUCUGACCAGCCGCCGUUUGUGCGAGACAACACAUUGAAAAUUUGUAUAUGUACUUAGUUAGGACUGUCUCCGACACACACGAGUCUCAUGUACCCCUAUACCAGAGAAUGUUUUUUUGAUAUUGUAAAUAUUCUGAAAUAAAUAAUCGUUUUUAUUCAAACGA